GGCGUUUCCAGGAAGAGAGUGGCUACAUGUUCCUGUAAUGGCGGACCAGACAGAGAGCGAGACUAUCGGGUUCAGCGACAACAGAAUGGCGCAGCAGGCACUGCGGUUCCGUGGCCCUACCCCUGCACCUGUACCUGCAACUGCCCCUGCUCCGACCCCAGUGUUACGAGGCCCACCACCACUCCUUAGGCCACCGCCUCCUCCUUUUGGGAUGAUGAGGGGACCCCCGCCACGACCCCCAUAUGCGCGUCCCCCCUUCGAUCCCAGCAUGCCACCAAUUCCACCACCAGGAGGCAUGCCACCACCCAUUGGACCUCCCCAUCUACAGAGACCUCCCUUUCUUCCCCCACCAAUGGGCAACCUGCCACCUCCUCCAGGAAUGCUGUUUCCUCCCGGGAUGCCCCCCAUUCCCACAUCCGGAACCCCUGCCCUCAACCCUACAGAGGAGAUCUGGGUAGAGAACAAGACACCAGAGGGAAAGGCAUAUUACUACAACGCCAGGACCAGAGAGUCGUCAUGGAGCAAACCUGAUGGUGUGAAGAUCAUACAGCAGUCCGAACUUAACCCUCUACUUGUAGCAGGGGGCGGGUCAGCGGGGUCAGGUGCAAGUGGAGGGGUGACCACAUCUGCCGGUUCAAGCAGUGUCAACACUACAGCAAGCACAGCAGCAGCAGCCUCCCCUACGCAGGCCCCGUCCGCCACCCCCACCCGCACACUCACCUCCAGUCCAGACUCCAACUCCUCCCCCUCCCACGCUGCGAACAUCACAGCCACUGUUGUAGCAGACCUGAACCCCAUUUCCACAGUGACCUCAACUGUUACUGUGUCUCCAGUCACCGUGGUAACCGUUUCCACCAUGCCGUCACCUGUUACAGCAGUUCAGACCAUGCCUCUGCUCCCUGCAUCUCUGCCUCACAGUGUGGCCCAGCCUACCGCAACCAUACCUGCCUUCCCGCCUGUCAUGGUGCCCCCAUUCAGGGUGCCCCUGCCAGGCAUGCACAUCCCUCUGCCAGGUGUAGCAAUGAUGCAGAUAGUAGGUGCACCCUGUGUAAAGGCAGGCCCCAGCGCCAACGGCAUGCUUCCUGGCAUGGGUCCUCCUCUAGUGUCUAUGAUGCACCCACAGCUGACUCUCUCUGCUGCUCCUGCCUCCAUGGCCGGAUCAUUGCAGCUGCCUGAGUGGUCAGAGUACAAAACAGCUGAUGGGAAAACUUACUACUACAACAACAGAACACUGGAGUCCACCUGGGAGAAACCGCAUGCCCUAGUGGAGAAAGAGAAAGAAAUAGAAAGGCUGAAGGAGCGUCUGGCCCAGGAGGAAGCUGAGGCAAUGGAGAUGGAGGAUGAGGAGAACAAAAUGGAAAACGCUAACAAUGAAAAGGAGGAGCCUAAAGAAGAAGAGAUGACAGAGGAGGAAAAAGCCGCUCAGAAAGCGAGGCCCAUCGCCACCAACCCGAUCCCAGGCACACCAUGGUGUGUGGUGUGGACGGGUGACGACCGCGUGUUCUUCUACAACCCGACGACACGGCUGUCGAUGUGGGACCGACCUGAGGAGCUGGUCGGUCGAGGUGAUGUUGACAAACACAUCCAGGAGCCGCCGCACAAGAGAGGCCUAGAGGAUAGCAAGAAGACAGUUGUCAACAAGGAGGAGCCAGAAUUAGCCAUUGCUACUGAAGAGAGUCAGGAUGAGGAGCCAACAAAAGCCAAAAAGAGAAAGAAAGAGGACGUGAAGGAGCCAGACUCUGAGAAGGAAGCAGCGAUGGAGGCAGAGCUCAGAGCUGCCAGAGAACGAGCUAUAGUGCCCCUAGAGGCUCGGAUGACGCAGUUCAGAGAAAUGCUCCUGGAAAGAGGGGUGUCUGCGUUCUCGACUUGGGACAAAGAGCUUCAUAAGAUUGUGUUUGACCCACGUUACCUUCUGCUCAACCCAAAAGAAAGGAAGCAGGUUUUUGAUCAGUACGUUAAGACGCGAGCGGAGGAGGAGAGGAAGGAGAAGAAGAACAAGCUGAUGCAGGCCAAAGACGAGUUCAGGAGGAUGAUGGAGGAGGCGAAGCUAACAGCUAGAACAACAUUUAGUGAAUUUGCUGUGAAGCACGGCCGAGACCCCCGGUUUAAGACCAUAGAGAAGAUGAAGGACAGGGAGGCCAUCUUUGUGGAGUUCAUCACUGCAAUGAGGAAGAGAGAGAAAGAGGACUCCAAGUCCAGAGGAGAGAAGGUGAAGCAAGACUUCUUUGAUCUGGUGAGUGAGCAGCACAUAGAGGGAAGUCAGCGGUGGAGCAAAGUGAAAGAAAGGCUGGAGACAGACCCGCGAUACAAGGCUGUGGAGAGUUCGGCACUGCGAGAAGAACUUUUCAAACAGUUCAUAGAAAAACAAGCCAAGAACGUGGACAUCGACAAGGAGCGUGAGCUGGAGCGGCAGGCUCGUAUCGAAGCCAGUCUGAGAGAGAGGGAGCGGGAGGUGCAGAAAGCUCGAUCUGAACAGACCAAAGAGAUCGACCGAGAAAGAGAGCAGCACAAGAGGGAGGAGGCCAUCCAGCAUUUCAAAGCUCUCAUGUCUGAUAUGGUACGCUCGUCAGAUGCAGCCUGGUCAGACACACGUCGCAACCUGCGGAAGGACCAUCGCUGGGAGUCGGCGUCUCUACUGGAGAGAGAGGAGAAGGAGAAGCUGUUUAACGAACACGUAGAAGCACUGGCCAAGAAGAAGAAGGAACAUUUCAGGCAGCUACUGGAUGAGACCAUUAUGAUCACUCUGACAACUACAUGGAAGGAGGUGAAGAAGGUUAUCAAGGAAGACCCUCGCUGUAUUAAGUUCUCCUCCAGUGACAGAAAGAGACAGCGGGAGUUUGAAGACUACAUCAAAGACAAAUACAUCACCGCCAAAGCUGACUUCAGAACGCUGCUGAAGGAGACAAAGUUCAUCACAUACAGGUCGAGGAAGCUGAUCCAGGAGUCAGAGCAGCAUCUGAAGGACGUGGAAAAGAUCCUCCAGAACGACAAGCGGUACCUCGUCCUCGAGUGUGUCCCAGAGGAGCGCAGGAAGCUCAUUAUGUUCUACAUCGAAGAUCUAGACCGCCGUGGCCCACCACCUCCCCCCACUGCCUCUGAGCCCACCCGACGCUCUACUAAGUGACCAAUCCCAUCAUCUUCUCGGCCAGUGCCCUACUCCUCGCCUUCCCUUUGGCCAGAGCAUGACCUCCCCUGUCACCCCAUGAGACCCGCCCAACAGGCCCACGGCUGGCCUCGCAGUGUUAUGAUUGCUGAGGGGUCAUGUUGCUUAGAGAUGUAUCAUAGAGAUGAACGGUUAAGUUCUCUGUGUUAUGUCCCCUCUUAGCCCUGAAAUGUUUUUAAGGCAAAGCAGGGAACACAGGUUACCUGACGGCAAGGUGACCCUGAAACCUCCACCUCUGACUGACCAGAUGGAUAAGACUGCAGCUUAAGCAGUUAAAGAGGUGUAAAACAGCUGAUGUAAAUGAGUGAGUGUGUGUGUAAACACGUGUGUGAGUGAUUGAUGGUGUGUGUGUGCAUGUGUUCGAGGCGUCCUUAAGCCUUACUGCUCCACUGUGCCAGUCAUUGUUUCAGCGGCUCAGUGUGAAUGUUAGUUUAUUCUCAGUGGUUUACUCCGAUAACGCAGCAGUUUGUCUGUCGAAUGAAAUAAAAGCAACUUCCACUGUUUUUCAA
Molecule: messenger RNA, 3672 nt
Organism: Labrus bergylta (ballan wrasse)
Lineage: Eukaryota; Metazoa; Chordata; Actinopteri; Labriformes; Labridae
Gene: tcerg1b
Product: transcription elongation regulator 1b (CA150)
Cellular component (GO): nucleus
Molecular function (GO): transcription coregulator activity; RNA polymerase binding
Source: RefSeq, a predicted model, not a curated record